GAGGACCCUCGGGCGCGCGGCCGCGGGCGGGGCGCACGGGCGGGGCCUGGAGCCGCCCCCGCCCCGCCCCCGCGCUUCCUCCUCUUUCACUUUCGCUUCCGCCACGAGCGGGUCCCGCCGCCGCCGAGCAUGGACGAUCCGGACUGCGACUCCACCUGGGAGGACGAUGAGGACGCGGAGGACGGCGAGGACGGCCUGGCGGGGGACGCGGGCGACGCGGAGGACGAGGACGGGGGCGCGGACGCGGAGGGGACGCGGGCGGCGCGGCCCGGCGCGCUCCAGUCCAGGAUGACAGGGUCCCGCAACUGGCGAGCCAUGCAGGACAUGUGCAGGUACCGGCACCACUACCCGGAUUUGGUAGAUGGAGACUGCAAUGGUGACAUGGCCAACCUAAGUUUCUACAAAAAUGAGAUCUGCUUCCAGCCAAAUGGGUGUUUCAUUGAAGACAUUCUUCAGCACUGGAAGGAUAACUAUGACGUUCUUGAGGACAAUCACUCCUACAUCCAGUGGCUCUUUCCUCUGCGGGAGCCAGGAGUAAACUGGCAUGCCAAGCCCCUCACACUCAGGGAGGUGGAGGCGUUCAAAAGCUCCACGGAGGUCAGAGAGCGACUUGUCCGGGCCUAUGAGCUCAUGCUAGGCUUCUACGGGAUCCGACUGGAGGACCAGGACACAGGUGCGGUGAGCCGAGCACAGAACUACCAGCAGCGCUUCAGGAAUCUGAACUGUCACAGCCACAACAACCUGCGCAUCACACGUAUCCUGAAGUCACUGGGCGAGCUCGGCCUAGACCACUACCAGGCGCCUCUGGCACGCUUCUUCUUGGAGGAGACCCUGGUGCGGGGCGAGCUGCUCGGUGUGCGUCAGAGCGCCCUGGACUACUUCCUGUUUGCAGUGCGCUCCCGGCACCAGCGCCGGGAGCUUGUGCACUUCGCGUGGGAGCACUUCCAGCCCCGCAGCAAGUUCGUCUGGGGGCCCCACGACAAGCUGCGGAGGUUCACGCCCCACGCCAUGCCCCGGCCACUGGGGGGCUCUGAGCAGGUAGAAGGGGAUGAGGCCCCCAGGGACCCCCUCCAGGACACCCAGGGUCAGAUCUGUGGGCCUGAGAAGGACCCACGUGGGGACAGUGUGGUGGCCAAGGGUCCCCAGUUGCUGAGUGCAGAGCACCAGGAUGCAGGGUCCCUGGUAGAGCACCAGGAGGAUGAGGCUGAGCCCCUGAGCGCCAAAGAAAGCAAGAAGAGGAAGUUGGAGGGAAACAAGCGGGAGCAGGCCCCAGGAGAGCUGGGCACCGAGGGCACCUCAGAGGUGGAGAAGAUUGCUCUGAACCUGGAGGGCUGUGCCCUCAGCCCAUGCAGCCAGGAUUCUGGGGAGGCUGAACAGCCCUGCCCCCCACCCCCAGGGGCUGGAGUGUCAGAUGAAGUGAGGAAGAGGAGGAAGGUGGAGGAGGGUACCAGGGACACAGAGGCAGCCAAUGACAGCCCCCAGAUGUCAGCCCCUGCUCUGUCCUCUGCCCCAUCAGCGAGCCCUGAGGCCCAAAAGGGCGGGGAUGGGCAAAAGGAGGACCCAGAAAAUCCCAAUGGAGUAGAGGAGGACACAGAAAGUCCCAAUGGAAUAGAGGAGGACACAGAAAGUCCCAGUGGAGUAGAGGAGGACACAGAAAGUCCCAAUGGAGUAGAGGAGGACACAGAAAGUCCCAAUGGAGUAGAGGAGGACACAGAAAGUCCCAAUGGAGUAGAGGAGGAUGUAGAAAGUCCCAAUGGAGUAGAGGAGGACCCGGAAAGUCCCAAUGGAGUAGAGGACUCAGAAAGCCAGGUGGGGCCAGAGCAGGUUGCCCCUGAUAGCCCAUUGGAAGACCAUAGCCCUGAUGUCACAGAAAGCUCAGUGGAUGAGUCUGGGGAGGCAGCAGAGCCAGGGUCUUCUGCCAAACCCAGCAAGCCUUAGUUAGGGUGAGUUUGCUGGCCCUGCCCAGCCUGCUGCAUGGGGACCUGGUCCUGGAGCCCUGUGACUGGCUCUCCUCGGUGCCCAGCAGUGUUGGCCUCUCCCUGGUGGUCACUGCAGUGGCCACCAGAAGGACCGAGGCCCUGCCCUCAGGGAAGGCCGAGGCCUUCAGAACCCUCCUUACCUCACUGCAUCCCCCGCUGCCCUCUGAGCCCAUGUUUGUGAAUAGAUCCUUAAGGGUCUGGGGGAGGGGGUCUUUUCUUAGUCUGGUGCCAAGUGAGGCCUUUUCUGAAUAAACUCAUUUGACUUUGUCUUUUUGGUGUGGACCAAGGUCCUGUUUGGUGACCUGUGAGCUGGUUUUAUAACUGAUACUUCUCUCUAGACUUUCCUCUGUACCUAGGUUCACAGUGGCCUUGCUGGUACCAAGCCAUGUGGCUAUCCCAGCCAAGUGCUUGUCAGGGCAGAGCAGUGGCACAGCCACUGUGGGAGAAAUGGUCCCCAGGUGCAGGCACCUCACCCCCAAGCCUGCUCAGUCCUGAACAUGUAGCCUCCCUGAGCUCCUAAGGGGUAGACUGUUGGCCCCUUGACUGCCUUAAGUCACCUUCCCAAAAGUCAGUCUGGCAACUGGUGGUGCACUGCCCCCUUGGGUGGGCUUGGGGCAGUGUUUGGGGUGCUGCACAUCUAGGCCAGCAUCUUUCCAUCUCCCCUGACUUGGGGUGUGGUGACAUUCCUCAGGGCAAGCUCAGC
Molecule: messenger RNA, 2682 nt
Organism: Castor canadensis (American beaver)
Lineage: Eukaryota; Metazoa; Chordata; Mammalia; Rodentia; Castoridae
Gene: Ogfr
Product: opioid growth factor receptor
Cellular component (GO): membrane
Molecular function (GO): opioid growth factor receptor activity
Source: RefSeq, a predicted model, not a curated record